Messenger RNA from Hyaena hyaena (striped hyena), 360 nucleotides. RefSeq names its product protein kish-A-like. The record is from RefSeq and is a predicted model, not a curated record. Lineage: Eukaryota; Metazoa; Chordata; Mammalia; Carnivora; Hyaenidae. Gene Ontology annotation, biological process: intracellular transport; protein secretion. The transcript has 2 exons. Bases 1 to 360 code for a protein of 119 amino acids.
AUGUCUGCCAUUUUCAAUUUUCAGAGUCGGUUGACUGUAAUCUUGCUGCUUGUAUGUUCCUGUGUUUAUAUCCCAUCCUUGGUACACAGCUUCCUGGACAGAAGUAAAACUGGACUGUUGGGUAUAUUUUGGAAACAUUCCAGAAUUGGUGAACAGCAGAGUCCUUAUGUUGCAGUGUGCUGUAUAGUGAUGGCCUCCAGCUUCCUCUUCGCGACGCCGUGGAGGGCGAUGACAGCGAGCGGAGGCCCCACCUCCCACAAUUCUCCUACUCUGCCAGUGGCAUGGCCUGAGGAGGCCAGCAGCGCACUCCGGACGAUGCUGGCCCUGGGGGACCGGGAGGAAGCCUCCCAGACCAUCUGA